AUGAGGAGCACAGACCAUGAUCUAACACCAACAGGUCAUUUGAAAAGGCCAACCAUUGCUCAGGUGUGCGAGUGGGUUUUUAAAUCGUGGAAUCGUGUUAAGACUGAAAUUGUCGUCAGAGCUUUUAAAACAUGUGACAUCAGUAACACGUUAGAUGGCUCAGAAGACGACAAUCUAUUUGAUGAUAGUGAUAUUUCGAACAGCAGUAAUCCAGAACCAGAAAUAAUCUGGUACAAAGGAGACAAGGAGCUCACCAAACCUCUUGAACCGACUAAGUUUGAAACAUUAAAGGAUGGCAAAGUUCACGCACUCAGAAUAUACAGAUGUACGGAAAAUGACGCUGCGGUCUACCAAGUUUCUGCCAGAAACGCAAAGGGAAUCGCCAUCUGCUCCUCGGUUUUGCAAGUUGGUUUGGUCACGGAAGCUCAGGUGAAGCAACGGAUGAUGCAGAAACUGGAAGAGAGAAAUCGGGCCAAGGAGGCGCCAAGUUCUUCUCGGAUGAAUGGUUGGAGAGGUCGCGGCGAUGACGGCUUGGUUACAACAGCUAGCAUUCACUUGCACCUGGCUGAGCGUCGAGCACGGCCGCCGGCUGAAGGUGGAGAACAAGGAAGCUUAGAGAGGCGCCCAGUUGGAGUUGCGGCUUAUGAGAACAGUCUGGACGAGGCACAAGCCUCAGCUGUUACCCGCCGCCCAAAUACGGGCAAGAGGCACCAGCUGAACGAAAUCCCGGAGACCGCUGCUGGGUCGCAAAUGACCCUCUCAGUGGGAGAUCAGAGCUGCAACACUCGCCUGGGCGACUUUUCUGGAGCUGCUGUUCCAAGGAGAAGGAGAAAACUAUCUCGAAUGUCUGACUUUAGUUGCGACGGUCUCCCAAGAGAUGCCGCCGAGCCGUGCAGCCCAUCAUAUCUCAGUGGAGCCACGAGCUCCCUGACCCCUGAAGACCACUAUUAUUUGGACUUGCUGGUGUGUUCCGAUGUUCUGACCGAUGAUGACAACGCGGCGUGGCGAGGCAAACUGGAAACUGCCGCUCAUUUGUUGCUAUCAGCCCAGAGCGAGGAGCCUGGAACUGACCCGGUGAAACUGACCGUCCACCCCGCGCCCCUCGGCCACCCUGCCUGCAAGAUGACGACCAUAGACCUGAAUGGAUCUCCUCGAUGUGAACCAGAAACCGCGGCUGUAGGCAACGAGGGCACGGCAUGCUCCACCCGCACCUCCACUCUUAUGGAAAGCUCUUGGACAUCGGAGGAGAGUCGCGUUCGUCCUGGUAAGGGAGGAGCUCAAUCUUGCCCUAUCCCACCUCAGUUGCCCAUCGAGGUCGAGACUGCCACCCAGAAAGGGAAAAGUUUAAAGCGGUCACCAGCUUCAACAGAUAAGGUCAAAGAGAACCACGUUGGCGGAAAGAGAGACGAAUGGGUCUCGGGCAACCGAAUCGAUUUGGACAAGGUGGACGGAGACAAAACAACUGAAAUUAUAAAGGGGGAGGUUUUGAAGAAGGAAUUUUGGCUGAAACUUUCCUCAACGGAAGACAGCCCAGAGGACACUCGCAGUAGCCGUGGUGGAGUAACAACACUGUCACCCGGCGGAAUGUCAGAUACAGGCGAGGUGUAUAACUCACUGCUGGGGACAGACACCGCGCAAUCGCCGGCUCUUAGACUCAGCGCGAACGAAAAUCGCGAUAGCGCGACUGACAGCAGACCCCAACACGCAAGGGGACGGUAUGUCCAAACUCCGCCGAGUUUGAAAAACGACACAACUCGCAUGGAACAAGAGUGCACUCAUGAUAGAGAAGAGACGGCGAUGAGCUCUGAGGAAAAAGGGGACAGUUCUUCAGACAAGGAUGAAGUACAACUACUCGUAAAAGAUGAAGCAACAAGCUUUAUUAAAAGCAUUACAAAUUCACUCUUUGAAGAUAAACCUAUGGUUUGUGUGGAGAAAAAGACAAAUCUCUUGCCUCUGGAUACCAAUGUAACACUUUCAUCGACACAAGAUAGUCAUGACCAAGAAGCUGCUUGUCAAAGACUUGAGACCGACUCUGAAAUUUUAAGUUAUCCUCCAAUACUGGACAGCGCAGUUUCACAAAGCAAUGAGUUUAAAGAUAAAUAUCAGGUUCAGGUUUUACAGGGGAAAAAAUCAAAUCUUAUUUCAAGAGAAAAUAAGCUAUUUUGCACAUCAAAAGAACAUCAAGGAAGCAUUUAUGAACCAAAGCUUGAAAGCACAAUGCAUUUUAUUGACUCUUUAAAAUUAGAUUGUUUUAUAGAAAGCGAGAAGUCAGAUCUUGGUGAGAACACUUCCGUUUGCAAAAAAGAACAGGAACCUUUGAAAAAUUUGUCAGAAUUAUGCAUUCAUAAUAAGAACACAGAUCAUCAAUCUUCAAUUACAUCUGAAGGUUUUGAAUCUAACUUAUUGAACAGCAAAGAUGAAAGCAUAGAUCUAUGUCUGGGUAUUCUACCACAUAUAAGCACACCUGCUCAAAGUAAAGAUAUCUCUGAACCAUUACAUAUUAGCUCCAAUAAGUUUCAGGACAAUGAAAAUAAAUCAAAUGAAGAUUCAAAUGACUCUUCCUAUUGUGAUACUAGUGAUGCACUGAGAGAUGAUGAAGUCCCUUUUCAAGUCAGUGAAUGUUUUGGAAAUGAGUCCAAGCAGGUGGAUGCACACAGAGAUGAUUUUGAACAUUCUGAAUCCAACUUCGGGGUCAUAGUGAGUGACUGUAAAUUAGGAGUGAACAAAGAGCUAAAUGGUCAAUCUGAAGAAUCUGUUUUGGAGAAUGAAUCUAAUCAAACAGAGAGUCCCGAUGACCAUUGGUUGCCGUCGGACAGAGCAGAAAUUAUCUGUGCUUUAAAUGCUUCCGAAACUAAAGUGCACAAAGAGCAUAUAUCAACACAUCGGUCAAUCAGGAAUGACCAAAGAGCAGAAAAUGAAGCUAAUAGUUGUUCAGAUUCUCCUAAUAAGAAUGAAAUGCUAGAGCUUCAUAAUAAUAAUGGAAUAAGUUCUCCAGAAACAAAUAAAUUAACAGCUAUUAAACUUGAUGUUAAACUAACAGUUGAACAUCCUAUAUUAUUUGAAUACAAUUUAGAUAUUCCAUCGAAUCAACUGAUACCAAAAUAUUUAACCAUCGACAGUGAAAAUAAUGGCUCAGAUUAUCCUUCAAAUAAAAUGGAAAGUAAAACAGAAAAUGUUCUUGCUGAACCUUUCGUGCGUAAUCAUCAAGAAGCCAUCACAUCACCACUUAUAGAUUGCGAAAAAAUGCAAUUUCAUAAGCCACCUCUUUUAGAAAGUACUUGUUGCAACAGCACAGACAACAGGAUUAAAAGUAAUGAUAAACAGUUCUAUAAUUCUGUUGGUUUUCCAUUAACUGAAAAUGAAUAUUCCAACACUCGACUGAGAACUGAUCAAAAUUCUGAAACUAUGUUUCCUUUCAAACAUUUUGUUGAACUUCAGAACUCCAAUGAACCGGAAGUGGUUAAAUCAGAUAACUUAAAAUCAUCCGUGUCACAGCUAGACAAAAAUAUUUCUCCCUUAAUAGGAACAAAUGAACAAAGAAUUAUCAACUCCAAAGAGAAAACAGCAGUGAAGGGAAUGGAGCAUUCUGAAUAUCCUACCCACAAAGAACAAAGAUCAUCUAUUGCUCAUCCAGUUGUAAAUGAUCAAUCUCAUGACAUUCAGCAAAUAUUCAGACCAGAUCAAAACUCAAUGAAACAUGUAGUUGAGGAUAUGAUGGAAGAUGCACAUAGAACAUUGAAAACUGUGAGUAAUGUCCAGACAAUUCCAAUUAACAACUCAGAACCUUUGUUAUUUAAUAGACCAAACCUAAAUCAAACUAAAAUAAUUUGUUCCACAUUUCAAAAUAAGAGCAAUUUUCGAUGUUUAUCAAUACUAGAACCAGACAAAACGAAAGCUGUGGAGAAUGUCCAUGAAACUGGCAUUAAUCCUUCUGGAAAUAUUAUGUGUUCAUUGAAUCCUUCAUUACAUAUUGACGAGUCUUUAUUUCCAAGCCCAACUGGCCAAGUUGAGAAGUGCGCAUUGAAUCAUAACAUCCGUUCUGCAGGGUGUGACAGUGAAUUGGGUCAUGAUCAUGUAAAUAAUAAAACAACUUCAUCCAAGAAUUUGGCAUCUCUUAAGCCCUCAGUCAGUCCAAUAGAGGCUAUUCCAUCAAAGACUGAACUGGUUAAAGGUAUCAACAUUAGAUCACCAACAGCAGAUUUGAAUGAAAACAUUAAAAAAGCAGAAUAUGUGCCCGUGCUCAAGGCAAAACCAAGUGCAAUAUCAAACACCAUUGAAAAUUACAAUAAAAUUAUGGAAUCACAGGCAAAAGGACAAUCUGUCAAAUGUAGGGAGAAAAAAACUGUGGCUGUCAUUGAAGAUGGCACUAAAACUGUUCAACAAAAAUAUUCUGUUCACCUAGCAUCUAUGAACAGCAGAGGAUUAAGCAUAAUUGCUCAACAAGUGGCAGAUCAGAUAAUGAAUGUUAAUUCUACUGCUGCAGAAAAGUGUAGAGAACAUAAGCAAAGUCAUCUGAUCAAGUCUACUGACCAAAUUAUAGUACCUGGUCAUCCACAAGAAGACACUAAAGUGGAUAUUGACGAUGAAUCUGAAGUAAAGAUUUUCCAAAUAUCUGCAGUGCCCAGCAAAACUAACCAGAAGUCUUCAGAAGUAUCCAAAAUUGAAAAUGUCACCCAGACUAAAAAUGACAAUCAGGCUAAGAUCCCAGGCACUGAGACAUGGAAUAGGUCAUUGGAUGAGGCACAGAAGAGAACUACUGAGCCCAAGCACCCCAUCUCCCUGCAAAGCAGAUCUUUGUUUAAGAAGAGCAUUCCAGCCACAGAAUCACCCAAUACAGCUGUUAGGAUUAAACAACGUUUCCCAGUGCAAUCAAUUAAAGAUCCGAUGAUGUCAGAUGGACGGAAAAGUUCAAAUUUCCUAAACUCAUCCAGGGACGUUGCCUCUGAAUUUGGGAUUUUAUUUCCCUCUCAGAAUGAACGGCAGAAAAAAGAAGUUAAGCAGGUGCUGCCAGUUGACAACAUAAAGCUCACAUUAGAUACGAACAAAUAUGUGCAUUCUUCAGCGGGAAAGGAAAAUCUUAAUAAAAACACCAUUGUAAUUAAAAGAACAUUUCAGAAGACAAAGGAGGAACCAGCUUACAUGAAAGAGGAGAAGGAGGUGGAAAACGUAAAACACUCUCAGAAGGAGGAACAUAAAGAAUUGGAUCCUGUUCCACCUCCAAAACUGAUCCAAAAGAUCCGUGCGGAAGUGUCUCCCGAUAUUCCAGGAAAUGUCAAACUAUGGUGCCGGUUUGAUGACAUUCAUGCAGAUUCCACCAUAAUAUGGACAAAAGAUGGCGUGAUAUUAACUAAGGGAGAAAGGAGCGCAGGAGAUGUCACUCCAGUCUCUUUGGCAAUAGUUCAAACUACUAAGAAAGAUCGAGGGUUAUAUCAGUGCACCUUGAAGAAUGUGCAUGGAAGUGUGUCCUGUGAGUUUGACUUCACCACUGAAGUUCUGAAUGAGCUUCUUAAUUAUCAAGCUGUUGAAGGAAAUUCAGGCAAAUGGGAAGAUCCCGGCCUAAGUGCUCCACAGAAAUCUGCUGCAGAACCACUGGAAUUUAAUCAAUUAAAAUCAUGCAACUUAUCAACGCAAAGAGAAGGAGAGAACAUUGAGUUAUUACAACCCAUCAUUGAAAAGGAGCUCACAAGUGAGUGUAAUUUUCAGCCCAAGAUACAUGGAAGUAUUGCAACAGACGAAUUGCAUUUUGGUGAAGGAUUGCACAGAAAAGCAUUUCGGACAAAAGUUAUUUAUGGCCUCGUACCUCUGUUCGAUCCUGGACACAGCUGUGUCUUAAAAAUUCACACUUCCAUUUCAUAUGGGACCAAAACAAAGAGCGAGAUCAUACAACGGAACUAUAUGUUGGCUGUACAGGAAUGCCAUGUCCAGAACGCUGCUCGGCAAUAUGGCAACAUGUUUUCAGCAGUGGGGACACUAUUAGAAGGCUUUGGGGAAGCACCCGAGAUCAUUCCCAUAUAUCUCAUACAUCGCCCAGCAAACAACAUCCCUUACGCAACCGUAGAAGAGGAAUUAAUAGGGGACUUUGUUAAGUAUUCAGUGAAGGAUGGCAGAGAGCUGAAUGUUGGUAGAAAAGAUUCUGAAGCUGGUCAGAAAUGCUGUACAUUCCAGCACUGGGUAUAUGAAUGGACAGAAGAAAAACUCCUUGUUACUGACUUGCAAGGUGUAGGAAUGAAAUUAACUGAUAUUGGAAUAGCAACUUGCAGCAAAGGGUACAAAGGAUUUAAAGGAAAUUGUUCCAUUUCCUUUAUUGAUCAGUUCAGAGCUCUUCAUCAGUGUAAUACGUACUGUAAAUUGAUGGGUCUGAAAUCUCUGAAGGAAUCACAACUCAAGCCCAGGAGGAAUCCGCCAAUGAAGGCACCACUGUCAAAACCUGCCCCGUGCGCAGCAAAGAAAAUGCUGGUGAUCCCACGAAGCACAAUAAGGAACUUCUCAUCUCAGUCAAAGAGCAUAUCAGGAGACAGAACUAUUCCAAAACAUUUACAGCCCUGGAAACAUUGAUGCCUGCUGUCUUAUGAGCCAUAUAUCUUAUAAUUGCUGUUACAUUGUAUUUCAUUGUCACCAAUGAAGCAUUUUGUCAAAUUUACCAACAAUUAAUUAAAUAAAUGCAAGGGUGACAUUAUUUACCUUAUCAUCCAGUAAGGAACUGUAUGUGAAGGAAGCAAAGUAAUUAAAUACCAUGCUAGCUAUACCUAGCUCUAUACUCCAUUCAGGUGUGCCACGAUGUGAGCAUGAGAUCAGUGAAUGUACAUCCGUCCAGUGUUAAAUAUUAUCACAUCACCGGUAGAUGAACUUCAAGAUGCUGCAAUCUCGAUCUGGUAGAAGGUGAAGUUUCCUUUCAAGCACCCCAAUAUCUAUCACUUUCACUGCUAUCGGUCUUGUAUAGUUUUAUUGAUUCUAUUAUUUUAGUACAUCUCUGCUCCUGCAAUCUUGUUUUGUUCUGUAUUAUACACUUCCUCCGCACCCAGCAAUUUCCUGCAAUGUUGAGAAUUUAAAUUGAUUUUUGCUUGCUCAAAAUGCUGGAAUUCCUCAAAUUGUCCUUCUUCCUCUUUAUUUUAAAACCACAAUAUAGGUUCUGUAUAUAAUCAUUUCAUCCUCCCUCUUAUUUUUAAAUUGCAACCUUAAUCUCUUGAGAUAUGGAACAUAACUUUUCUUAGUCUUAAACAGUGGCAAAGCCAACACUAUCUCUGACCUAACUUGAAAGAAUUCAACCCAGUCUGUUAGAGACUGAUAGUCAAAAACCCUACAGAUAUUGAAAAUCCAAAAUAAAAAUAAAAAUCUGACAAAGCAUCGUGAAUGCAAAACAUUUACUCUGUUUCUCUUUCCAUAAUUUGCCUGAUCUGUUGAGUGUUUCUAGCAUUUUCUAUUUUUUGUUGUGGUUCUAAAAUUCUCAGUCUAUUUAUGAAUUUUUCAAUAACAGUACAUAAAAAAAGAAAAAGAGUGUUAUAAAAUCCAAACCACCUGCUAUGUUUUUGUGGUGCAUGGUUAUCCCAUUCUUUUCAAAUAAUUGAGUUUAUUUUUUGUUUAUUCAUGAUUGUGAUAUUGCCUAGUCAACUGGUGUCACUUUCAGAUGAAAAUUAAUCACUUACAGCUCUAUUACUUUCAUACACAUAUACCAUUUGACCGAGGCCCUACAUAAUUUUAACAUUCUGUUACCAUGUUGAUUUUAAAAUAAUGCAUCACAAAAGCUACUUCCUGAUCACCUCUGCAAUAUUGGCUACUUCUUCCCACUCUUUUUUUUGCCAUUAACACCCUAAUACAUUCCAUCCGAAUCCAACACUUAAGAAUUUUCCCUGUUGAUCACUCAUUUUCUACUUUAUCUGAAGGCCAACACAUUCAGAAUUUCACGUGAAUUCAAGACCAGCAGAAAAGCCAUUACAGGGAAAUGCCUGGUUCAAAUUUAAACUUUUUAUUCUUGGACAGCAGUACAGGAAAGGUUUAAUUUGAAAGAUCAUCGAAGCUGUAGUCUAUGGAGUCAAAGCAUGGAAAUAGACUGUUUGGCUCACCGUGACCCCACUGAUCAUUAAUCUAUUUGCCUUAUAACUAGUUUUAACACUAAUUCAAUGUGCUGCAUUAUGAUAAGGAUCAUAGGAAAAUAUUGUUUAAAAAAAUUGUCAAUUAUCUCGUUUAUGUGUGAAAUAUUCAAUUGCUAAGGUGUGCUCGUGAAAAUUAGCAAAUGGAUUGCCCAAAUACUUACAUGAAUGGAAAGAUAGCUCUUUACUCGGUAAAAUCUCAUUUUCAAAGUUCCCACCUUUAUUUUGAAAUGCCUGCAUGUCCUCACCUGUCUUUUUCUCUGUUUUAUCCUCCAUCCCCACACCCAUAGAUCUCCAGUUCUGGUCACUUGAGCAUCCCUACUUCUAAUCACUGCACCAUCAUCGGACAUGCGUUCAUCUUACAAUCCUCUACCCUCUGAAAUCCAAUCUCUGUGGCUCUCUUCUAUUUUUCCUUUAAAUUCUUCAACCAAGCUUGUAGUUGCCUGCACAAGAAUCCAUUAUUGUAUUUUAGUACUAAUGUUUAUUUGAUAAUAGAUAGAAGUGCAUGGAACAUUUUUAUUUGAUAAAGGUGCUGGAUAGAUACAAGACAUUGUUAUUGAUGGUGAAAUAUAUAUUAUAUUCAGUAUUGAACAAUGAACAUAAUAAGUUGAGAAAGUAAAUUAUAUCCGUCAAUACCAUUUCUGGGUUGUUCUCAGAAUUGUUGUCAAUAGAACAAUGUAAUAAACAAUAUGUUAAUCAGUG
Molecule: messenger RNA, 8789 nt
Organism: Amblyraja radiata (thorny skate)
Lineage: Eukaryota; Metazoa; Chordata; Chondrichthyes; Rajiformes; Rajidae
Gene: alpk2
Product: alpha-kinase 2
Exons: 13
Coding region: 1-6555 (2184 amino acids)
Biological process (GO): protein phosphorylation
Molecular function (GO): ATP binding; protein serine/threonine kinase activity
Source: RefSeq, a predicted model, not a curated record